Messenger RNA from Syngnathus typhle (broad-nosed pipefish), 5610 nucleotides. It is a transcript of the gene lrrc4cb, whose product is annotated as leucine rich repeat containing 4C, genome duplicate b. The coding region runs from base 894 to 2789 and encodes 631 amino acids. NCBI's taxonomy places the organism in Eukaryota, Metazoa, Chordata, Actinopteri, Syngnathiformes, Syngnathidae. Gene Ontology annotation, molecular function: cell-cell adhesion mediator activity. The record is from RefSeq and is a predicted model, not a curated record. The transcript is spliced from 2 exons. Gene Ontology annotation, biological process: modulation of chemical synaptic transmission; regulation of axonogenesis; synaptic membrane adhesion. Gene Ontology annotation, cellular component: plasma membrane; glutamatergic synapse; postsynaptic density membrane.
CCGCACGGAUGCUGCUGCCGCCACUUCGUACCUGCGGAAUUAUUACUAAUAGCUGCGCUUAUACGAUCAAUACAUCGAAUUGCUUUGGGCGGUGGGGAUAGCGCCAUGCAGGGGACUCUCAACAUUUUGUUUGAUUGAAAAUACAGUUUGCCAACAUGCUGUGUCAUUUUUGAAGCAGCGUGGACGGCUGUCCCAGACGUGUGAUGCUCAAGAUAUAGGAUGGCUAUAUUUAAUUGUAUCCAAUAGGUGUUCUCACCCCCCCCCCCCCCUCCCUCCUCCUGCUUUGCUCCGAUUAACUGUCUCGUUUAUAUGAACCAGUAAAGUGGAGGGUGAUUGGAGGAAAACGGCCAAAACCUAAAGAGUCCUGUUUUUGGUUGCGCGUGGAGGGUUGCGCUUGUAUGCUUGUCGGUUUUUUUCCCCACCGAGGAACCUGUCGGUGGGAGUCAAUUUUGGCUUUUACUGAUUUUGGCAAGGGGGCGCCAUCACAGACUCGAUCCCCCCCAGCAUAAUCAGAAACUCUACAGGAUCUUCCCAGUCUCGGUCCAGAUCGGAAUAUCUUCAGGUCGUGGUCCCGCUAACAGUGCUGGUGCCGGCGCUCCACAGACUGGCUCAUCACUAUCCAUGGGAACGGGUGGCGUGCAUCGCAGAUCCGCGCAACUCUUUUUUUCAAUGUUUGGCAUUUUUUGCAGGCGAGCAUUCUGACUUGUGAUCGAGAGGGAGACUCGGACUGGAGCAGCCUCCCCAAAAAAGCUCUCCUCACAUGGAAAUUUGCGCCUCGCUCGCACCGCAAAUCUUCCAAAACGGGGACCAGGGCCCUGAUGAUUUUUCCUUCAACGCUGCCAGUUUGUAUUCACUCGAUAAAAUGCAAAACUCCAACAGCAGAUGAACUAUGAAUGCUGAACAAAAUGAUCUCCUCCUUCCAGCGCCAGACAAUGAGAAGUCGUAGGCUAAAGGGGGCGCUAUCCAACCCCCUCUUUGUGCUACUCUUGGCCCUUCAGAUCUUAGUGGUGGCCGGGCUAGUUCGUGCUCAGACCUGUCCCUCUGUCUGCUCGUGUAGUAACCAGUUCAGCAAAGUCAUAUGCACCCGUCGCAGUCUACGGGACGUGCCUGAUGGUAUUUCGACCAACACCCGUUACUUAAACCUUCAGGACAACCUCAUACAGGUUAUCAAGGUGGACAGUUUCAAACAUCUGCGCCACUUGGAGAUUCUGCAGCUGAGCAAGAAUCACAUUCGCAGCAUUGAAAUCGGCGCCUUUAAUGGACUGGCAAGCCUAAACACCUUGGAGCUCUUUGAUAACCGACUCACGACAAUCCCCAAUGGAGCAUUUGAGUAUUUGUCCAAGUUAAAGGAACUGUGGCUUCGGAACAACCCUAUCGAAAGUAUACCGUCCUAUGCCUUCAACCGAGUCCCCUCGCUUCGAAGGUUGGACUUGGGCGAGCUCAAACGUCUCUCCUACAUUUCAGAUGGAGCCUUCAAGGACUUGAGCAAUUUGCGCUAUUUGAAUUUGGGAAUGUGCAACCUGAAGGAGAUCCCCAACAUCUUACCACUGGUAAGACUGGAAGAACUGGAAAUGUCUGGAAAUCAGCUGACUAUUGUCAAGCCGAGCUCCUUCACAGGAUUAGUCAACCUCCAGAAGCUCUGGAUGAUGCACGCCCAGAUCCAAACCAUUGAGAGGAAUUCCUUUGACGACUUGCAGUCGUUGGUGGAGCUAAACCUUGCUCACAACAACCUGACUUUUCUUCCACAUGACCUCUUCACACCUCUGCAUCGUAUGGAACGGGUCCACCUUCAUCACAACCCUUGGAAUUGCAACUGUGAUAUCUUGUGGCUCAGUUGGUGGCUCAAGGAAUCCGUGCCCGCCAAUACGAGUUGCUGUGCCCGUUGCCAUACCCCUACGCUCUUUAAAGGUCGCUACAUUGGUGAAUUGGAUCAUAGCUACUUCCAGUGCGAUGUUCCAGUCAUAAUAGAGCCACCCUCUGACUUAAAUGUGACAGAGGGGAUGGGUGCAGAGCUCAAAUGUCGUACAAGCUCCUUGACAUCCAUCAGCUGGCUCACACCAAAUGGCUCCCUGGUGACGCACGGGGCGUAUAAGGUGCGACUGUCGGUACUCAACGAUGGCACGCUUAACUUCACCAGCGUCACCAUGCAAGACACCGGGACGUACACCUGUAUGGUCAGCAACACUGCGGGCAACAUCUCCGCCUCGGCUGUGCUCAAUGUCACUUCUGUGGAAAACAGCGGGGUGACCUAUUUCACGACAGUCACUGUGGAGACCAUUGAGAGCCCGGGUGACGAUAGCCACACGCCGCUCCCGCCGUUCGGUUGGGUGUCCUCCUCGACCACAAAAACGACCCCGGUUUCAACGAGGACCACGGAGAGGACUUACACCAUUCCGGUUCUCGAUCUGGAUGGAGAGGGAGCCCUCAACGGCUUGGACGAGGUGAUGAAAACAACCAAGAUUAUCAUUGGCUGCUUUGUGGCCAUCACGCUCAUGGCUGCUGUUCUACUUGUUAUUUUCUACAAAAUGAGGAAGCAGCAUAACCAACAGGAUCCUGACGGCCCGGCAUCCUCUAUGGAAGUCAUUACAGUUGAAGAAGAGCUUGCAGGUGUCGCUGCAAUUGACAGACACCUAUCGCUGCCCCCACUGGAGCACUACAACCACUACAACACCUACAAGAGCACUUAUCAUCACCCCUCAAUGCUCAGUACCAUACACAGCUCAACCACACAGGAACAUUUACUGAUCCAAGCUUGUUCAAAAGACAAUGUACAAGAGACCCAAAUCUGAGCCUACAUUUUGCAUACAGUAAUAUUCAACACGAGCGGUGUUAGGACACCGCAAAGAAGAAGAAGACGAGAAUUACUCCAAGGAGACUCCAAUGUCAACGACACUGCUAAAUCAACAUUUGGCAAAGGGACCACCAAUGAUACUUUAUUAAGUGUCUUUACAAAAACAAAGCUUAUUUAUUUAAAAACUGUCUGGUGACUAAAGACAAAAACUAAUUGUGAUAGCUUUUUAGCUCGUUUUCCUUUUUCUUUUAUCUCUCGCUCUCUCUCUCUCUGUAAUGUUGCACAAGGAAAAGAAUGGUUUGCCAAACGUGAAUAUGGAAUGUAGGUCUUGUACUGAAAGAAAUACAAUUUCAUUCAAUUUAGUGUUUGGUCUCAGCUGUUAUGGUUUUGUGAGGGGCAUUGUUUUAGUGUAUACAAGCCUUCGUUUGCUUGUUGUUCAGUGUACGGCAUCCACUCCACAUUGAGGCAGCUGUCUAUACUACUUCAGCAUAAGAUGAGUUAAUUUUCAUAAUCCCACGCUACUUGCUGCCAUUCAGGAGAACCUUUUGAGGAAAAAGCUCUUGCUGAUAUCAAAGGGAAGCCUGCGUGUCUGAAGACGAAAGCAGUCAAAUUAGUACGUGCAUUAGAGCCACCUUAAAGCGGCCAUAUACUAUCCAUUGUAGUAUAACGAGUAAGACCUUCAUUUACCCAUUAUUUACAAGUCAUUGCUUAAUUAGUUUCUCCUAUAAAUAUUGUUUCCUGUUAUCUCAAUUAGUUUCUCCUGUUUUUCAUGUUGAUCAAGGCCCCCUGUAGCUUCCCCCCUUCUCGUUUACUCCGUGUCCCCAUGCUUGUCCUUCUUUGAUUGUCUCUGCUGCUUAAUUCAGGGACAUUACCCACCCCUUGCCAUGUCUCAUUUGUCUCGCUUUCGCCGUCGGCAUGUGUCGCACGAUGGCAGAAUACUGCUUGAGAAAAUGAAGGGGAGCAUAAGGCUGCAGUCAGUAUCCUCCCUUUUAACCCAGUUAUGAUGUAUGUCCAUGCAGUGUGGCGUUACCUCGCCAUCACCCUGGGGUCACACAAGCUCAUGUGCUGAUAGUCCAUCUGUUGGUACAGAUAAAGAGGCAAAUGAGGCAGCUUUGUAAUGUAGUGUGACCCUGUCGGACCAAUGCAGACAGGGCUAACAGACUCGGUGAAGCAGCAAGGGACCUGGCACAAAAAAAGGGAGAUAGGUUACGUCUCAUUAAACUGCAUCAGCACUUCAUUUGCAGACCAAGAGAGCAAAAGUGAUAACCAAACAGCAUUAGACUUUUUCACCAUCCAUAGGCCGAGCAUAGCGGGGGUUGAGAACUUUCAGCUUGGUGUCAUUGAUGUCAGAUCACAAGAAAAAUGCCCAUCAAAACAUGGUUUUAGGAGUCUGCUGCUGAUUUCAUUCAUUUUUUUGGAAUGGUAAAAAAAGAAGAGUAGGUGUGUGGAGAAAGGAUAAACCCACAACGGUCACAUGGGGUCUUCAAACAGAAAUCUGGAAGAUAUGAAGGAAGAGGAAUAAAAAAUAGAUAAGCUAUAAGGAGGCAAAACUAGCCAUCGCUCUGUCGCCAUGGAAACGGUGACCUUGUGCAGAAAGUAAGAUGUGGUAGAUAUGCCUUUCACUUGUCUAUAAUGGUCGUCUGUUCAACAAGCUUGUUUUGAUUUCCUGGUAAAGAUUGUGCAGAUACCAUUAUUUUAUUUCUGAAGUUGAAAUAAUGUGGUGGGCAUUUACAGCUGGAAUAAUAGAAUUUUGAGCAACAUGUGACAUCAUCAUUGCAGAGCACUCUGCAGCUUCAUGUUUUUAAAUGAAAUAAUGGUGCCUGAUUUGAAAAUGGGACCAGUUUAUAUUUCCAUUGCCCCUUCCGUUCUUGAAUUCAUAUUCAGUAAGGACGGCAACCAUGGAGGAAUAUAAUAAAGGCCUAUCACUCAAAAACUCAUCUGCGUCUGAUCAGUUAGUCACCCGCAUUUUUUUUCAUUAGUUCUCAAUAACAAAUGUGAUGGGAGCAAAAUAUACAUUAGGAGACCAAUGUGUGGAUGCACACUGCAGAAAUGGAUUAGAAAUGUCUGCCGUUCUGCUGGAGUUAUGAAUGAUGUGGGCAUCAAUAAUAACAUUAAAUGUGAACCAUUCUUUCCCUUUUCCAGUUUUCUGUUUUGGUGCUCAGUUUCUUUUCACUGCUUUUUGUGAUUUAUUGAUUCAGUGUUGAUGCUGGCUAUAAUUAAAACAGUUGGGAUUUUAUAUUUGUAUGUAUUUGAGAAUGGGGGUCGAGAUGCUUCUUUUUUCCAGAGUUAAUGGAUUUUUAUUUUUUCUCUGCAUUGGUAGUAUUAUGUACAUGAGUAAACCGGCCCAAAGUGAAAGGCUGUUUUGGGACAAAACUAAGACUGUUGUGUAGAAUGUUGGACAUGAAAUACCAGCAGCGUGUGCUUGAUUUUUGUGCAAAAUCCAAGACAAGAUAUAAUUCGUGUGUGUUAUUCUGCCAACUGUGUAUGUAUGGGAAAGGGUAUUGGAUGUAGGAAUAUUCGCUCUCAUUUUUGGAGAGAGCAACCAUCAAACGAUUACGUUUCUACAAAAAAAUAAAUAAAUAAAUAAAUAUUUUCAAAAACAUAUUGCAAGAAAAAAAAUUAAGCUCAUAAUUUUACAUGUGCUUCUAUUGUUUGAAAAAUGCAGAAGGAAAAAAAAUUGGUGACAUAAAAGAACAGCAAGAGACUGUGCUUGUAAUAAGUCCAGCUAAUUUCUCUGCAGAUGAAGUCCACUUAUUGAUACCAGAGAUUGUAGUUCAUACUGUACAUGAAUAUGAAUAAAAUGCAUUUUUUUCCUAAUA